Molecule: messenger RNA, 2411 nt
Organism: Eptesicus fuscus (big brown bat)
Lineage: Eukaryota; Metazoa; Chordata; Mammalia; Chiroptera; Vespertilionidae
Gene: SHMT1
Product: serine hydroxymethyltransferase 1
Exons: 13
Coding region: 446-1900 (484 amino acids)
Biological process (GO): tetrahydrofolate interconversion; protein homotetramerization; L-serine catabolic process
Cellular component (GO): cytosol; cytoplasm; nucleus
Molecular function (GO): cobalt ion binding; protein homodimerization activity; glycine hydroxymethyltransferase activity
Source: RefSeq, a predicted model, not a curated record
CGGGCUCCGGUCGCGCCGACGGCAGCGUGCUCCCCGGUGUCGGUAGGCGGGCGCGUCCAGUCCGUCCCGGCAGGUGCAGCUUCGGGCGGGCCUCUGACCUGGCGCUCGGCUGCGCGCGUCUCCGGGCUCCCCAGCCCCACGUGCGCUGCAGGCCGUGCAGGACCCUCACAGCAAAGCCGCAAGCCGCGUGCGUCUGCCGACGGGGAAGGUGAGGCUCGGAGAGAAGAGCCGAUCUCGGCGGGACCCUGCAACAGGGCGCCCGGAAUCGAACCGAGGCUCCCCGAAGCCUGCGCUCUCAACCGCUUCGUUUGUGGCCGCUUUCUUGGGUCCCCGAGGGAGGGCCUGCAGGCUGCAGCCGGUUCCGGGACACGGACGUUGCGCUGAAGGGCUCCUGGCCUGCUGCCCUGUGCUUCCCGGUCCUGGAAGGCGACUUUGAACCAGUGCAAUGGCGACUGCGGUGAGCAGGGCUCCCGAGAAUGCUGACCUGUGGUCCUCGCAUGACAAAAUGCUGGCACAGCCCCUGAAAGACGGCGACGUCGAGGUUUACAACAUCAUCAAGAAGGAAAGUCACCGGCAGAGGGUUGGACUAGAGCUGAUCGCCUCGGAGAAUUUCGCCAGCCGAGCCGUUUUGGAGGCCCUGGGCUCCUGCUUGAAUAACAAGUACUCUGAGGGGUACCCUGGCCAGAGGUACUACGGCGGGACUGAGUUUAUCGAUGAGCUGGAGAUCCUCUGUCAGAAGCGAGCGCUGCAGGUCUACGGUCUGGACCCCCAGUGCUGGGGGGUCAACGUCCAGCCCUACUCGGGCUCCCCUGCCAACUUCGCAGUGUACACCGCCCUGGUGGAACCCCAUGGGCGCAUCAUGGGCCUGGACCUGCCUGACGGAGGCCACCUGACCCACGGGUUCAUGACAGACAAGAAGAAAAUCUCUGCUACAUCCAUCUUUUUUGAAUCCAUGCCCUAUAAGGUGAACCCGGACACUGGCUACAUCAACUACGACCAGCUGGAGGAGAACGCCCGCCUCUUCCACCCGAAGCUGAUUAUCGCAGGAACCAGCUGCUACUCCCGAAACCUGGACUACGCUCGAUUGCGGAAGAUUGCCGAUGACAACGGGGCGUACCUCAUGGCCGACAUGGCACACAUCAGCGGGCUGGUGGCGGCUGGCGUGGUGCCCUCCCCCUUCGAACACUGCCACGUGGUGUCCACCACCACCCACAAGACCCUGCGCGGCUGCCGCGCCGGCAUGAUCUUCUACAGGCGAGGAGUGCGCAGCACGGAUCCCAAAACCGGCAAAGAGAUCCUGUACAACCUGGAGUCGCUCAUCAACUCUGCUGUGUUCCCAGGGCUGCAGGGAGGGCCCCACAACCAUGCCAUUGCUGGGGUGGCCGUGGCUCUGAAGCAGGCCAUGACGCCAGAGUUCCGCGUGUACCAGCACCAGGUGGUGGCCAACUGCAGGGCGCUGGCUGAGGCCCUGAAGGAGCUGGGCUACAAGAUAGUAACAGGUGGUUCUGACAACCAUUUGAUCCUCGUGGAUCUCCGUUCCAAAGGCACAGAUGGUGGCCGGGCUGAGAAGGUGCUAGAAGCCUGUUCUAUUGCUUGCAACAAGAACACCUGCCCAGGUGACAGAAGCGCCCUGCGGCCCAGUGGGCUGCGACUGGGAACCCCAGCACUGACGUCCCGAGGACUUCUGGAAACAGAGUUCCGGAAAGUCGCCCACUUUAUUCACAAAGGGAUAGAGCUGACUCUGCAGGUCCAGAAGGCUGUUGGGGACAAGGCCAGCCUGAAGGAGUUCAAGGAGAAGCUAGCAGGGGAUGAGCAGCACCGCGCGGCCACCCGAGCCCUCCGGGAGGAGGUGGAGAGCUUCGCGUCUCUUUUCCCUCUGCCCGGCCUGCCGGACUUCUAGAGCCGCCGCCGGCUGCACCUGCCCCACCGCGGAGCGUCAGGACCAAGGACACUGCCCUUGAGAGAAGCACCACCCCACAAGGACCUGUCAACUUCUGGGUGCUCUCUGAAGAGGUUUCUUUGGGACUUUUCUCAUGUUAUCUUCACAAAUGAAAAUCUGCUUAAGCCCCACUGUUAGUAAUUCUGGGACAAAUUAUUAAGGAGUAUAAAUCUAAAUCUCACUUUCUCACAGCUCUAUGUUAUAGCUAUUCUGGAAAAAUGAAAUCCUAUUUAGCCUUCAUUCACUGAGUCAGUGGGGUAGGGCAGAGCUAUUGGAACGAUUCCAGGAGCUUUACUUACCCUUCUCUUAAGAGUUAUUGGGCCUCCCCAGGCUCAUUGCAGCAACAGAGAAACACCCAAGCUUGUAGCUUAUUCCCCGGUGGGACAGCAAAGGGAACUGAACCAUGACCUUACAGCUGCAGCGGGAAACCUGACCCUUCUGCUCUGUGCUUUGGCUCAGAAUUCUGUCAGAC